AGACUCACUGAAACAGUGGAACUGGAAUGUUCGCGCGAAUCACCUAUCACGAGCUGCGUCUGCGGGCACCCCCGACUGAGGCCCAGAGUUGUCUCGUCGAAUCAAGUAUGGUAGCGUCCGUCUCCUUUCCAAAGCAAUUUGCCACCCUUCAUUUGCUUCCCACGUGGAUUUCUAUUUCGUCUUGUUGUUUUCUUCCGGGUUUUCACCUUUUAAUCUUUAAGCGUUCAAUGCACUUUUUUUGGUUAACCCACAUAGCUGUUCUUUCUUCAAGAGUGUUAAGGUUGAUGAUUGCAAUCCGCCUAAUUCCAUAUGGAGGUUCUUUAUUCUAAGAUCUGAUGGGUAAUUCUUUGUUCUCAAUUCUGCACAAAUUCUAUCGCGGAAACCCUGUGUCAGAUUAAUCUUGGGGCAGGUGAAGAUAACUGUUCCACUUGUUCAAAAUGAAUCUUAUUUGGUUUAUGUUGUUACUGCUUCUCCAUUUCGGGGUGUUCCCAUAUGGGUUUAGCCAGAAUGUUUCUUCAAGACCUGCUGUUGUGAAUGUUGGAGCUGUUUUUUCGUUUGACUCUACCAUUGGAAGAGUUGCCAAGAUUGCCAUCGAGGAAGCUGUGAAAGAUGUCAACUCCAAUUCCAGCAUUCUCCAUGGAACAAAACUUGUUGUACAAAUGCAAGAUUCCAAUUGCAGUGGUUUUUUUGGCAUGGUUGAAGCUUUGCAUUUUAUGGAGACUGAUAUAGUCGCUAUCAUAGGCCCGCAAUCUUCUGUAGUUGCCCAUAUUAUAUCCCAUGUUGUGACUGAACUCCAAGUUCCUCUAUUAUCAUUUGCGGCUACAGACCCGUCUCUUUCUUCCAUUCAGUUUCCUUUUUUUGUUAGAACUACUCAGAGUGAUUUGUACCAAAUGACGGCUGUGGCUGAGGUUGUUGAUUAUUAUGGUUGGAAGGAGGUAAUUGCAAUUUUCAUUGAUGAUGACAAUGGACGGAAUGGUGUAUCAGCAUUAGAUGAUAAACUAGCAGAGAGGCGCUGUAGAAUCUCCUACAAGGAGGGAAUUAGCCCCGGGUCUGGAGUUAAUCGGAGUGAAAUUAUGGAUCUGAUGGUUAAGGUUGCAUUAAUGGAAUCUCGGAUUAUUGUUCUGCAUGUAAAUCCUAAUUCUGGAUUCAUGGUUUUGUCGGUGGCCCGGUAUCUUGGAAUGAUGGGCAAUGGUUAUGUGUGGAUAGCUACUGAUUGGCUUUCAUCUGUUUUAGAUUCUUCUCCUCCUCUUCCUUCAGAGACCAUGGAUUCAAUGCAAGGAGUUCUUGUUUUGCGCCAACAUACACCAGAUUCAGAUCGAAAAAGAGACUUUUUCUCUAGGUGGAAAAAGAUAACUGGUGGUUCUCGGGGGUUGCAUUCGUAUGGGCUUUAUGCUUAUGAUUCUGUUUGGCUGGUUGCUCAUGCUAUUGAUGCAUUUUUUAACCAGGGAGGAGUUAUUUCAUUUUCUAAUGAUUCUAGGUUGCAUUCUGUAGGAGGUAAUCUCCACCUUGAAGCAAUGAGCGUUUUUGAUGAUGGAAUGCUCCUGUUGCAGAACAUCUUGCAGAGUAACCUUGUUGGCUUGACAGGUCCAAUUAAAUUUAACUCAGAUAGGUCUCUUAUUCUCCCUGCAUAUGACAUUAUUAACGUGAUUGGAACUGGUUCUCGACGGAUUGGUUACUGGUCAAACUAUUCUGGUUUAUCAGUUGUGCCUCCUGAGAUGCUCUAUGUGAAGCCACCUAAUCGUUCAAGUGUGAACCAGCAACUGUACAGUGUUAUCUGGCCAGGAGAGACAUUAUUAAAGCCCCGUGGAUGGGUUUUCCCAAACAAUGGGAAAGAGUUGAAAAUUGGUGUACCUAAUCGAGCUAGUUUCCGGGAAUUUGUAUCGCAAGUGCGAGGGACUGAUACUUUCAAGGGUUUCUGCAUUGAUGUAUUUACAGCAGCUGUAAGCUUGUUACCUUAUGCUGUUCCAUACCGAUUUGUUUCCUUUGGAGAUGGUCAUGAAAACCCAAUCUACACGGACCUUGUAACUUCGAUCACAGCGGGUAAGUUUGAUGCUGCUGUUGGUGACAUUGCAAUUGUCACAAAUCGGACAAAAAUUGUGGAUUUUACGCAGCCAUUUGCUUCAUCUGGACUUGUUGUUGUGGCCCCAUUUAAGAAACUGAAUUCUGGUGCUUGGGCUUUCCUGCGGCCAUUUAAUAAAUAUAUGUGGAUUGUCACUGCUUCUUUCUUUCUUCUAAUUGGAAUAGUCGUGUGGAUUCUGGAGCAUAGAAUAAAUGAUGAAUUCAGGGGCCCUCCUAAGAAACAAUUUAUAACCAUUCUAUGGUUUAGCCUCUCAACUCUGUUUUUCGCCCAUAAAGAGAAUACUGUGAGCACCCUUGGUCGUAUGGUGCUACUUAUAUGGCUCUUUGUAGUUUUGAUAAUUAACUCAAGCUACACUGCAAGUCUGACAUCAAUCCUCACAGUGCAGCAGCUGUCCUCCCAUAUCAAAGGGAUUGACAGCUUAAAGAGUAGCGAUGAGCCAAUUGGGUACCAAGUGGGUUCUUUUGCUGAACACUAUUUAGAGGAACUUGGCAUUUCCAAUUCUAGGCUCGUUCCCCUUGGAUCACCUGAAGCAUAUGCUUCAGCCCUUCUGCUUGGUCCUAAAAAAGGCGGUGUUGCUGCAAUUGUUGACGAACGCCCAUAUGUAGAACUUUUCCUCUCAAGUCAGUGCAAAUUCAGGGUUGUAGGUCAAGAGUUCACCAAAAGCGGAUGGGGUUUUGCAUUUCCACGGGACUCUCCCUUAGCAGUUGACAUGUCAACUGCGAUUCUACAACUGUCUGAGAAUGGUGAUCUCCAGCGGAUCCGUGAUAAGUGGCUGAUGCGAAGUGCUUGCAGUUUAGAGACUACUGAAAUUGAGUCGGAUCAGCUUCAGCUUAAAAGCUUCUGGGGCCUCUUCCUUAUUUGUGGGAUAGCUUGCUUCAUUGCACUCUUCAUAUAUUUCGUGCAGAUUAUGCCGAAGUUAUGCCGUGCUGCCCCUUCAGAAUCUGUUUCACCUGUUUCACGUCACUCAAUUUCUGGGCGUGUUCGGAGAUUGAUAUCAUUGAUGGACGAGAAGUCAGACCACUCAAAUAGUGGAAAUAAAAGAAGGAAAGUGGAAAGAUCAUUAUCCGACACUGAUAAGGAGUUGGAGAGUAAUCCCAGGAGAUAAACAAAUUAAAGUGACUGCUGGCAUCAACAUCAACUCAGGCAGUUAACUCAUCUGUUUUAUCAUCCUUAAUAGUAACUUUACAUGUCAGUAAUUUAGAUUAUAACUACCUAUCAAAAAAAAAAAAAAA
Molecule: messenger RNA, 3312 nt
Organism: Corylus avellana
Lineage: Eukaryota; Viridiplantae; Streptophyta; Magnoliopsida; Fagales; Betulaceae
Gene: GLR3.3
Product: glutamate receptor 3.3
Cellular component (GO): membrane
Molecular function (GO): ligand-gated monoatomic ion channel activity
Source: RefSeq, a predicted model, not a curated record